AUGAAGUUCGCGACCGCCUUUACUGUUGCCACCGCUGUGGCUUUCAGUUCCACCGAUGCCGAAAGACUAAAAACUGGUAUUUGUUACUCUCCGUGGCACCACCCCACCGUCAACUGGGACGUGUUGCAGAACGACAUGAGGCAGGUGGCUCAGUACUUCUCGACCAUCCGCACGUACGAGGCUUCGCUAGCUGGCGUGAACGCAGUCGACAUGGCUGCUGCCGCCGGCAUUCGUGUCGCUGUGGGCGUGCAGCUGCAAAACCCCAGCCGCAUCGACGCCGAGAUUAAAGCCGUCUGUGACGGCUACGCUCGUAACCCGUGGGCCGUCGAAGCGGUCUACGUCGGCAACGAGGAUCUGCAGAACGGUGGUUUCGGCAAGUUCUCAGCCGACCAGCUUGUUGGCUACAUCAACCGUGUGCGUGCCUGUGUGGGCAACACGCCGGUGGGAUCGGUGCAGCGCAUCAACGAGUGGCUGAGCUCCAAUGACGCGUGGAAGCUUGCAAACGCCUGUGACAACAUCGGCGUCAGCAUCUACCCGUUCUUCACGCAAGGUUCGCAGCCUUCGGUGGAGAAGCUGCAAGCGCAGUGGCAGCAAAUGGUGUCCAAGUUCGGCCCCAACAAGCUUCACCUCACGGAGACUGGCUGGCCGACUGCGGGUGAUAGCUACGCUGGAAAUGUCCCCUCGGUCGGUGCUCUCAUGCAGUACUUCUACGACUACGUUUACGGAUGGUCUGUUGGAAAGGGUCAAUCGUACUUUUUCAUGAUGUACGACACCGUGGUGAGCUACACUGGAGCUGAGUGCGAGAAACACUUCGGUCUCUUUGGUACGGACAUGAAACCAAAAUUCAACAUCCCGCAGUGUCCCAACCCGAACCAGCAGCAGCGUCUUCGCCGCGACUAA
Molecule: messenger RNA, 900 nt
Organism: Phytophthora infestans T30-4
Lineage: Eukaryota; Oomycota; Peronosporomycetes; Peronosporales; Peronosporaceae
Product: glycoside hydrolase, putative
Exons: 1
Coding region: 1-900 (299 amino acids)
Source: RefSeq, a predicted model, not a curated record